AAUGAAAUAUGACGAAAAGGGGUAAAUUGCAACGUGAUAUAUCACGGUGACUUUUUUCCCCCCGAUUAAAUCGUUGAUGUGCAAUUGCACUUUGUGCUCUUAACAUUGCCUUGUUUAUCAGGCCCCUGCGAAGGCGCUAGGUUUAGCCGCCAAGGCCCCCGGGAUGCGUUGCUGGGAGCGACGGCGGAAGCGACGGUGGAGGCGCCACUGGUCGGUCACCAUCCCGAUGUCCCAAAUACUGCUCCUUAUCUUGGAUUAAAAUGGGGUUGGACAUGGACCCCAUGUUCUUAGCCUGGAGCUAUUUCAGGAGACGCAAGUUCCAGUUUUGUGCCGACAUCUGCACGCAGCUGCUGGACGAAAAUGCGUAUGACCAGGCCGCAUGGAGCUUGAAAACUCGAGCCUUGACCGAGAUGGUAUAUGUGGAUGAAGUAGAUGUAGAACAAGAAGGAAUAGCAGAAGUAAUGCUGGAUGACAGUUCUAUUGCACAGAUUGCUCGACCAGGAACUUCUUUAAAACUUCCAGGAGUUAAUCAAGGAGGUGGUCCAAGCCUGGCAGUCAGACCCAUGUCUCAGUCUGGAAGACCCAUUACUGGGUUUGUGAGACCAGGCACCCAAUCUGGCAGACCUGGCACCAUGGAGCAAGCUAUCAAGACUCCAAGAACUGCUUAUACAGCCCAACCAGUGACAAGUGCUUCUGGUAGAUUUGUUAGGCUGGGAACGGCAUCCAUGCUUACGAACCCUGAUGGACCCUUUAUUAACAUAUCCAGAUUAAAUCUAGCCAAAUAUGCUGGGAAGGCAAAUUUAGCUAAGACAUUAUUUGAAUAUAUAUUUCACCAUGAAAAUGAUGUCAAAACUGCAUUAGAUUUAGCAGCACUUGCUACUGAGCAGUCUCAAUUUAAGGACUGGUGGUGGAAGGUACAAAUUGGAAAAUGUUAUUACAGAUUAGGUUUGUAUCGUGAAGCAGAGAAACAAUUUAAAUCUGCAAUAAAACAACAGGAAAUGGUUGAUACAAUACUUUAUCUGGCAAAGGUCUACAUUCGUUUAGACCAGCCAUUGACAGCUUUAAGCCUUUUCAAGCAAGGGCUGGACCGUUUCCCAGGGGAGGUCACACUGCUUACAGGAAUAGCUCGUAUAUAUGAUGAAAUGAACAACAUCGUAUCAGCAACUGAAUAUUAUAAGGAAGUUUUAAAACAAGAUAAUACAAAUGUAGAAUCCAUUGCCUGCAUUGGGAGUAACCAUUUUUAUUCCGACCAACCAGAGAUUGCACUACGAUUCUAUAGGCGACUUCUCCAAAUGGGUGUUUAUAAUUGUCAGCUCUUCAACAACCUGGGGCUCUGCUGUUUUUAUGCACAACAGUAUGACAUGACUCUGAGUUCAUUUGAAAGAGCACUCUCCCUAGCUGUGAAUGACGAGGAAGUUGCAGAUGUAUGGUAUAACCUUGGCCAUGUUGCAGUGGGAACCGGGGAUACAAAUUUGGCCCAUCAAUGUUUUAAGCUGGCACUGGCCAACAACAACAAUCAUGCUGAAGCUUAUAACAAUUUAGCAGUCCUGGAGAUGCGCAAAGGGCAUCAUGAACAGGCCCGGGGACUUCUGCAGACAGCUGCUGCUCUGGCUCUGCACAUGUACGAACCACAUUAUAAUUUUGCUGCACUUUCAGAUAAGGUCGGAGAUCUUCAGAGCAGUUAUGUAGCUGCACAGAAAUCAGCAACUGCAUUUCCAGAACAUGUUGACACUCAACAAUUAAUCAAACAACUGCAGCAACACUUUGCCAUGCUUUAAGUAACCAAUCCCUAAUGAUUGUGUAAUAUUGUUGAGAGGAAAACUGCAUAAUUUAGUUUUUGUAUUUUAUUGCAGUUAACAAUGGUUUAGUGAACACUAAGACCAAUAUCAUUCUGUAAUGACAAAUCUGAGAGUCGUUUAAUGGAGAAUGAGUUAGUUCUUUGUGCAUGCGAAUCAAUGUCAGAAUGGAAUCAACCUCCUAUUCUGUACAGACAUUGGUAAUUUCAUUCAGUUUCUCUGUAUAAAAUGUUUUUUAAAAAUGUUGAUUUAAAAAAAAGUUCAAUUAAUAUAAAGAAGCUGUCUUGGAAAAAAACAAUGUUGCAUUUUAAAAAUUGUGUUUCUAUUGCACCAUUGUUUCUUAAGAACACACUCGGUUUCCCUGUGGAUAGAGUUGAUAAGCAAUUGCUUUUAUUGACACCCGUGCAACUAUACUCUAUUAAAUAAUGUGGCACGCAGUCUUCAGCAUUUUUAGCUUGCAGUGACAAAAAUAGACUUGCAGCUAUUAAAUAGACCUCUAUUUUCGAAAAUCCUGCAGGAAAAAUAACUUAUUGUGAGUCUGAAACACUCUAGCUCUUAACCAUUUUUUCCUCAUUAAUGCACUUAUUUUUAUAACAGGUAUUUCUAUAACAUAAAGUUUCUUAAAAGCCCUACUAUAUGUAUCUUGAAAAAUGGCUUGCAGGCACUGAUAAUAAGACCAGCAGGUGUGGGAGUUAACUGAAAGUAGAUCUAAAAAUUGAGUCUUGCAAAGGUGAAAACUCAUGAAACAUUGAAAAUUAACAAGUCUAAAAUUAGACGCAAUGCUAUGUAAUUUUAGAACCGUGUAGCUUUAAUAUUCAAAUUGCAUUUCAUUAAUUAUUUAUUUAAAAGGUAAAAGUUUAGUAUUUCUGCAAUAUUUCAACUGUAUUAUAGAAUCUCCACCACAAAUUGUCACUAAAUUUAACAGUUACUGCUUUAUCCAUUGCUUUCCUAAUAUUUAAGUAUGUUUACUGUAGUUUGAUGUUGUGUCAAUGCUUUCUUUUGUAUAUCUAAAAAAUUGCAUUUGCAACUGUUAUAUUUUAUUGCCUAAUGCAACUUAUGUCUGCAUUAAUAAUCCUCAUGCCAAAUUUUAAAAUUGAUUUGAAUUCAUCACUACCAUUGUUAUUUUACAUUGUUAUCUGUAUUGCCCCUCUUAAUAUUUGUAACUGUGCUGUAUUACAUAAUUUAAAUAAACAUGAGAGUUAAUUUAUGCAAAGCAAAAUCCA
Messenger RNA from Amblyraja radiata (thorny skate), 3019 nucleotides. RefSeq names its product tetratricopeptide repeat domain 8 (gene ttc8). The coding region runs from base 261 to 1778 and encodes 505 amino acids. The transcript is spliced from 14 exons. Gene Ontology annotation, cellular component: ciliary basal body; BBSome; non-motile cilium. Gene Ontology annotation, biological process: non-motile cilium assembly. The record is from RefSeq and is a predicted model, not a curated record. NCBI's taxonomy places the organism in Eukaryota, Metazoa, Chordata, Chondrichthyes, Rajiformes, Rajidae. Gene Ontology annotation, molecular function: protein binding.